AUGUCGGAAAGCAAAGAAUAUGAAUAUUUCGAUCGUAAAUCCUCGAAAUGGGAUAUCAUUGAGUUUCUGAACGAGUGUGACCUGGAACCAUUUCAGAAGAAAAUAGAUUGCUACCUUAAAUGUCUCGAAGCUAUUUUCGCGAAUGAACAUGGUGUGAGGAAGGAAAAAGCAAAAAAGCUCAUUGAUAAUUAUAAAUUGGCGAAAGGUAGAAAAUACUUUUUGUUGAAGUCCUACUCUGCUACUAUCGUAGAACUUGUUUCUACUUUCGCAGAAGCUUUCAAAACAGUUUCAGUGGCGCUACUUGCCGAUCUGAUACUGGACCCACUGGGCACAGGUGACCUAUUUGGUUGGCUGAUGUUCUGGUGGGAUAGGGAAUUGGAUUAUUGGAGGUUUAUUAGAUCGAGAAUGGAACCCAAAACCGAUCGUCGACGAGCAAGAAAUUGGGAUCAGGAACAAUCACGAAAGCAAGUUUAUGUUAACCAACCGAUAGUUGCGACCGUUCAUGGGAACGGGAAUAUAACCAAUAUAGGGGAUGAUAACGGCGGAAAAAAUGUGUCUAGUAAAAGAGAUAAAGAGGAGGAAGAUGAACUAAAUCAAACAAAGCGAGUCAGAUUUUAUGAAAAGCCUCCAAAAAAGAAAACAUCAGGAAAAAGGGGAAGUAUAUUGCCUGAUGGUACCAAACUUGAGAAAGCGAUUCCACUGAAAUUGAUAGCAUUGGAUGAUGACAAUUCCUCCCAAGAUGAUGAUGAUUCUUCCAAAGUAUAUGAAUCUGAUCAUGAAGAUGGUUAUAACAAUGACGAGGAAGAUGUCCCCCUUCCAGAAGAGUCUCUCGAUUCCGUCCUUAACAAUCCGAGAAGCUGGAUCUUACCCUCAGGACAGAACGUUAGCGGAAUUGUUACUGAGAAUAUAUCUGCAAAUGUGGUGGAAAUUAAAAAGAAGAAAAGAUUAUCAGCCAUAGAAAAAGCUACAUUACGCUAUGGUGCAUCACGAAUAAUUGAUUUAUCAGCGCACAUGAAAGAAUGGUUCUCUCUUAAAGACAGAAGAUUCAUGAUGAAGGAUUACAAGUCUUUGUUGCAGGUUCCCGGCCUGAAAAACGAAGAAAGCUCCUUUGUCACAACUAUUGAAAACAUGGUAAAUGAAAAAAGAAUAAACGAAGCGUACGAAUUCUGUGUUCAAAAAUUUACUGGUUCUGAUGUGAACAGCUAUAUACGCAAGAUCAGCAAAAUAUAUUUAGAUUUUAUUUACAGAAGCGAGGAUGGUGAUGUAUUGGAUUCUGCACACACAGAGAUUGACGUAAUACUAAAAGCAUGUUCAUAUAUUGUUGAAGGGCUGAGGAAGUGUUUGGUAGUAAAACAAAGAUGGGGCGAGUCAUUCUGCCCAUUGAGCAAAAGUGCGGACUAUAAAAAGGGUCGCAAGUGUGAUGUGCGUUUCUUAUCACCAUCAGGAAUAGACCUUGGAGAAUGGGAGUUUGCGUCAAUUUUAACAUCACACAAGGCAAUUAGCGACCGUUGUCGAUCAACUCGAAUUAAUCAAUCAAUAUUAAAUGGUCUGUUGAAUCGUAAUCUGACCAAUGUAGAGGUUAAAAAAAUUAUUGUCCCCUUUUUACAGAUUGCAGGUACGAGUGGGCAGGUGUUAAUCGAGAUUUUAAUUGAGGGUUUCUAUGUUGUCUUUCCGGGUCCAAAGUUCGAGUUACCUACGAAGCUUCAACAUAUCGGAAAACUGAAGUUCGCUAUAAACAUUAUCAAGUUUGUCAUGGAUAUAUAUGAGCAAAUAAGCGAAAUUGUGGAAACUAAAGAAAGUACAAGUAGUGAAUUUGACAGCAUUUUCGGUAGUGAUGAUCUUGAUAUGAGUAAACCCACCCAUUGUAAUGCUGAACUUAUUCAUGAACCGUGGUGGACUCCUAAAA
This is a messenger RNA of Acaulospora morrowiae, 1906 nucleotides long. NCBI's taxonomy places the organism in Eukaryota, Fungi, Glomeromycota, Glomeromycetes, Diversisporales, Acaulosporaceae. The record is from the annotation of a GenBank genome assembly.